Molecule: messenger RNA, 306 nt
Organism: Raphanus sativus (radish)
Lineage: Eukaryota; Viridiplantae; Streptophyta; Magnoliopsida; Brassicales; Brassicaceae
Product: 40S ribosomal protein S3-2-like
Exons: 2
Coding region: 43-291 (82 amino acids)
Biological process (GO): translation
Cellular component (GO): nucleus; cytosolic small ribosomal subunit
Molecular function (GO): structural constituent of ribosome
Source: RefSeq, a predicted model, not a curated record
AGUUGCUGAGUAUAUGUUGAGCGUUGUGAUGUUAAUAUUGCAAUGGUAUUUGUGUUGUAUAGGGCUUGCUAUGGUGUCUUGAGAUUCGUCAUGGAAAGUGGUGCUAAAGGAUGUGAGGUCAUUGUGAGUGGAAAGCUUCGUGCAGCACGUGCCAAGUCCAUGAAAUUCAAGGACGGUUACAUGGUUUCGUCUGGUCAGCCAACCAAGGAUUACAUCGACUCUGCUGUCAGACAUGUUCUGCUUAGACAGGUUAGUGUGUUUCUUCUUCUGAGUUCCCCACUAAGUGAAUAAAAUAUGCUAGCGAUG